Molecule: messenger RNA, 926 nt
Organism: Ceratitis capitata (Mediterranean fruit fly)
Lineage: Eukaryota; Metazoa; Arthropoda; Insecta; Diptera; Tephritidae
Product: adult cuticle protein 1
Exons: 2
Coding region: 103-438 (111 amino acids)
Source: RefSeq, a predicted model, not a curated record
AGCAAAGUGCCAAGAUUGAUCAUAGUAACAUUUCUAGCUUCUAACAGCUCAAACAGAAAGUUUAUUUCAACCAACCAACACUAAAACCCAUAAAAAAGCAACAUGAAGUUCGCCGUUUCCGUAGUCUUGUUCGCUUUGGCUCUUGGCUUCGCUCACUGCUCAGUCAUUCCAUUGGUGAGCUCCAUUAAUGGACUCGUCUUGGCCUCACCCGGCUCAGUGGCCGUUCACGCUUCUGCUGUGCCCGCCGUUGUAGCCGCACCAUCACCUGUACAAAUCAUCACCAGCCCAGUAGUGUCGCCAGCUGUUGUGGCCGUCGCUCCUGCUGCCGAAGGUACCUACGUUGCCAAGACCCGUGGCGCAGUACAUGUUGCCCCAUUGCCCGGUCAUGUGCAAUCUGCCGCAUCAGUGAACUUGGAACCAGCACCAGGCACCCUCUAAGGAGUUACGUGAUGCAUACAUAAAACCGGCAUGGAUGAUUGAUUGAAUUGCGUUUCGAACGGGAAUAUACGCGUAUUCGUAUAUGUAUAUGCAUUGAGAAAAUAUAAUACAAACACGUACAACAACAAACAAACAUUCUGGCCAUAGUCAAAUAAAACUGGUAUACCUGCAAUAUAGAUACAUAUUCAAAUACAUACGAGAACACACAUAUAAUGAAAAUAAUUUUAGUUUAAUUAAAACAUUUUGGAAAACAAAAUUUUUGCAUUUCCUUUUAAUUUCUCUAUUACUUUUCACCUUCAAAUGCACUGUGAUAUUGCAUCAUUUUCUAAGUCAAAUGCUUUAUUGCACUAACUUGCCAUGUCACUGCCACUUUCCUCUAUUCAGUCGAUACACUUUUAUAAGAACUUUGUAAAAUAAUUACUUCCUUUCUAUCUUUAAAACUGUCUACUAUCAAUUGGAGUUGUUAUCAAAAUAAAAUAAAAAUAUUU